This is a messenger RNA of Blastomyces dermatitidis ER-3, 207 nucleotides long. RefSeq lists its product as uncharacterized. The record is from RefSeq and is a predicted model, not a curated record. The coding region runs from base 1 to 207 and encodes 68 amino acids. Lineage: Eukaryota; Fungi; Ascomycota; Eurotiomycetes; Onygenales; Ajellomycetaceae. The transcript is spliced from 2 exons.
AUGUCUCUGUACCGAAUCCUGUCGUCCGGUCCAGCGGCGUCCGGCGGAGUCCAGUGCGGUACCGAGAGGGUUAUCCAUGGCAGAAAAUCACCCCAGGGUCAGAUAUAUCAUGAAAUAUACCAAAGCCCAAAAUGGGUCAACAAGUCUGCUGUUUUCAAGGCCGGUUGUCGAGCCAAUUUUCCGGCAAAGACCGAAAUCGAAGGUUGA